AUGACGCCUCUGUCAUUGGCCAUCGGUUUUAUUGUUUUGCUCUCCAUCGUAUCGGAGGUGGUUGGGGCACCUCAGGGGCACACACCAUCUGCUGGACAAUUCAUACCUUUGACACGGAGGACGCAGCCUUCACGGAAUGUCUCAGAGUGGGCAGAGUAUGCCAAGAACCUGCGGGACGCCACAAUUGCGAAGUACUCUUCACAGCUUAGUCAAAAGCGGGGAACGGGCGAGAACUUCAUGCUCAAUUUCUGCAGUUUCUACGGAUCUCUGGCUAUUGGUACACCGCCUUAUCCAUUUGACGUAAUUUUAGACACUGGAUCCUCAGAUAUGUGGAUUGCCUCGUCCGCAUGCCAGUCUAUGUGUGCAGGAACGGGCAAUUUUGACUCAGCAAAAUCCUCUACGUUUAGAAAUAUGAAUAAGAGCUUUAGUGUAACCUACGACAAAGGUUACGCAGCAGGUACCGUUGGGCAAGAUGUUGUUCAAAUCGCUGGUUUCACAAUCUCCGACCAAGCAUUCGGGGUAGUGACAACUACCGCGACGAACUUCUUGCAAAAUCCUGUCACCGGAAUCUUUGGUCUCGCAUGGCAGUCGCUCGCAGUUUCUGGUGUCAUGCCGUUUUGGCAGGCACUUGCAAGUAAUGGCCAAUUGAGUCAACCCUUGAUGGCUUUCCAGUUGACGCGCUUUUUAAAUGACAGCCAAGCUGGCAAACUAGAACCUGGGGGAUCUUUACAAUGGUCAUGUCAUUCCUGGCGUGUCUCACCUUCGUUUCCAGGAUAUGCAAACGAGAGUUUAUACACCGGUACGAUUGACUAUCAGGACCUUCCCGAUGGACAAGCCUCGUACUGGCUUCAAGAAAUUACUUCGAUGAUUGUGCAAGGGAAAUACAUACCUUUACUAGGUGGCAGUGCGUCUUAUGCUAUCAUCGAUACCGGUACGACACUCGUGGCAGGGCCUGCGGCAGGGAUCGCAGCCAUUUACGCUCAGAUCCCCGGAUCUCAGCCCGGGACGGGCAGCUGGGAGGGAUUCUACACUUAUCCCUGCGACACUGCUGUUGUGGUGGAGAUCUCGUUUGGAGGGCCCAAUUGGUCAGUAAGCCCCGGUGACUUCGCGUUCACAUCCACAGGCACCUCGAAUGAAUGCUAUGGCGCAUUUUACGCAAUACCUACAUCUGGCGAGACCCCUCCCUGGAUCAUAGGCGAUACGUUCUUGAAAAACGUUUAUUCGGUUUUCCGAUACGAUCCCCCGUCCGUCGGAUUCGCAGCACUGUCUGAAAUCGCACUCGCAAUGAAUGGCAAAGCUGGAGGAAUACCUUCCGCUACGCUCGGUGCUAACUCGGCAAUGUUCACUUUAGAGUCAAGCGCAGCACCGUCAACACGCACCUCUCGCGCAGUGACAUUUGUCAUUUCCGCUUUCCUCGCCACCUUAGUGUCAUUUGUACAAGCCUAA
Molecule: messenger RNA, 1446 nt
Organism: Suillus subaureus
Lineage: Eukaryota; Fungi; Basidiomycota; Agaricomycetes; Boletales; Suillaceae
Product: acid protease
Exons: 9
Coding region: 1-1446 (481 amino acids)
Biological process (GO): proteolysis
Molecular function (GO): aspartic-type endopeptidase activity
Source: RefSeq, a predicted model, not a curated record